Talpa occidentalis (Iberian mole) is the source of this 3687-nucleotide messenger RNA. It is a transcript of the gene RALYL, whose product is annotated as RALY RNA binding protein like. Gene Ontology annotation, cellular component: nucleus. The coding region runs from base 1732 to 2745 and encodes 337 amino acids. Lineage: Eukaryota; Metazoa; Chordata; Mammalia; Eulipotyphla; Talpidae. The transcript has 9 exons. Gene Ontology annotation, molecular function: RNA binding. The record is from RefSeq and is a predicted model, not a curated record.
GUAAUGGUGUUUUACAAUACCGUGCAUGAUUUAAAGGUAUAGGUUCACAUCUCUUCAGAUAUAUGUUAUGUUUGUUUACCUCUGGAACAGAACAGAGCUCGGGAGAGUGUCACAGUUGUGGGUCCUCACUUCUGUGCUCACAAUUGCAAGACGUGGCUCAAGCGAAGGGGGCAACAACAACAGGGUCUAUUGACAAAGGGGAAAUUGGGGAAAAGGAAAAUAUAUUUCUAAGGCCACAAAUGGCUGGUUGUUUGUAGAGUAAAUAGAAUUAAUCAGGAUUUUUGCACCACUAGCAUCUGUGGCUAUCACCUGCGGUCUUGAUUGUGUUAAUAAAGAAUACACUUGGGAGUGUGGGCAGGGCCACGCGUUCCUGACUGUGGAGACCGGAGUGUGGGUGUGCGCGCAUGCGUAAGUGUGCACACCUGAGCCUACAGGGCAAGAAAAAAGGCUCAUCUCUCAGAAAUGAAUGGCUAUGGGAAGAUGGCGGUGGCUACGGGAGGGCGCCGGAGAGAGCUCAGAGAAAGAGCAUAAAGAUUAUUGGGGGGCUGGGCUGUUCAGUUGCCUGCCUGCCUUCCUGCCUCCCAGCCCCCACCGCCUGGCCCAUGCCUGCCUCCAUGCUUGCCAGCCUCCCUGCCUGGUGUGCCUGUGUGCCUGCUUCCCUGAGAGAGCAUUAAAGCCUGAAAAAUCCACUGAGGGCUCCUGGACUCUCUAUCCACCUGCCGAAGCGACAGUGGACAGUGAACCUGCCCUGUGUGUGCUUGCACAACAUUGUCCUACCCCAGGUAGUGUCUAGUGUCCAUAAGGAGACCAAAAGCUACUUGUGCAAGAUAAUGUUGUUCCUCCCAGGAGAGCCUGAACUGGUGACACACCACUGAGUGGUGGCCUAGGAUCCAGUUCACCUGGAGAGUGACAGGUGGCGUUGCUCAGGCAGAAGCGCAGCAGUGUGGCUGCAAUCCGAAGCGGGGCUAGACAGUGCCAGAUGCUGGACCAUGCUACAGCGCCUAGAGGUGCUGGGCAAAAGGCAGUAGAAUUCCCGAUGAUGCAGCUAGAGUGAAGGUUUUGAAGGUGUGCCAAGGAAGCCCAGUCUUUCUCUGAAGUCCUGUCUCCUCUUGAAGACGAGUCUCUGCUGAAGCCCCUUUGUAGGGUAAAUGGAUGUGGUGAGGUUUUUUGCGCCCUGCCACCAUCAAUAAUUGACACCUGUGGUUUUACAUUUGCGCCUGAUGGUAGCACCUGGAUUCUGGUGUGGGGGAGCGUGAGUGGGUGCUCCUGAGACGAGAGGAUGAGCUAUAAGGGCGGAAGCAGAGGGCCGUGCAGCAGGAAGCAGUAGAGACCAGCGCAGAGACCAUGAGAGAAGGCUAGAAAGCCCAGGAGUGAAGAUUUGCUGAGGGUAGGAGCUCUGCCAGCCUCCUGAUCCCCAGCCUUCCCUGCUUGCCCUGCACCUGGUCACCUCGCUGCAAAUGGUUUAAAAAGAUCAUUAAAAGCCUGACACAGCCACCGAGGGCUCCAGGAGGACCCCUUUUCCUGUCUGCCAGGAUCCAUAGAGAACCUGCUUGUGCCUUGCUGGCACUAUACCCUCUGAAGCCGACUGAAGUCUCUCCCAAACUCAGUGAAGCCUCCACAUUGAUCCCCCUUCAGGGUAACCAUGUUCCAAAUCUGACUGAUCGAUAUUCCAAACCAGCUGUUUCCAAGACUUGAUUUGGUCCUUGUGCAAGCUUGAACCUAUCGGUGUCCAUGGGAGAUCGAACCUUACCUGUUUUCAAAACCCUCUCAGGAUUCAAAACUGAAACCACACCAGUGUGUGUCCACCCUACCCUGCACCAUGGGUCCCGCUUCUGGGCAGGAUUAAAACAAGGUGAGCCAACCAUGACUGGCAAAACACAGACCAGCAAUGUCACCAAUAAGAAUGACCCAAAGUCCAUCAACUCCCGUGUUUUCAUUGGCAAUCUGAAUACAGCUAUUGUCAAGAAAGUUGAUAUUGAAGCCAUUUUUUCAAAAUAUGGAAAAAUAGUUGGAUGUUCAGUUCACAAAGGUUAUGCAUUUGUACAGUACAUGAGUGAGCGACAUGCAAGAGCUGCAGUGGCUGGGGAAAAUGCCAGAAUCAUCGCAGGUCAACCACUUGACAUCAACAUGGCAGGAGAACCCAAACCAUACAGACCAAAACCUGGAAACAAGAGGCCCCUUUCCGCACUUUAUAGACUUGAAUCAAAGGAGCCUUUCCUGUCAGUUGGUGGUUAUGUCUUUGACUAUGAUUACUACAGAGAUGACUUCUACAAUCGGUUAUUUGAUUACCACGGUCGGGUUCCUCCCCCUCCUCGCGCAGUAAUUCCACUGAAGCGUCCCAGAGUGUCUGUAACAACAACUCGCCGGGGAAAAGGAGUCUUUUCCAUGAAGGGAGGAUCAAGAUCUACCGUUAGUGGGUCAUCUUCAUCAGGCUCUAAAUUGAAAUCAGAUGAGUUACAGACAAUCAAGAAAGAAUUAACCCAAAUCAAAACUAAAAUUGACUCCUUACUAGGACGCCUGGAGAAGAUUGAGAAGCAGCAGAAGGCGGAGGCAGAAGCUCAGAAGAAACAAUUGGAAGAGAGUAUAGAGCUGAUCCAAGACGAAUGUGUGUCAGAGAAUGCAGAUCACUCUACAGAGGAGCCUGCUGAAGGAGGGCCAGAUGCCGAUGGAGAAGAGAUGACUGAUGGGAUAGAGGAGGACUUCGAUGAAGAUGGGGGUCAUGAGCUGUUUCUACAAAUAAAGUGAUCUAAAGUAAUGAAUGAUGCCACGAAAUCAGAAAAGAGAAACUGUGACAACCUCCAGAAAUGUGAAAGAAGGUUUCUUACUGGAUAGCAGCAUCUUUGGUUCAAUUUAUAUAAAAACCCAAAUAAAUAAAAUGGACGACAUUGUCCAAUUUUAGAAAUUCCAUUUCUUCUAUGUUCUAAGCGGUAUAAUUGUCAAGUUUUUAUGGUUUAGAUUGUAAAUGUGUUUUUCCCUUUGCUAAUUAUGUUGUGGUUUUUUUUAGUCUUAAAAGUCUUAAAAUGUGAAAGACAUUUAUGAAUGGUAAGGGAGACCACUGUAUACAAAUGUAUAUUUGUAAAAGCUAUUUUUAUGAUUAGCAUGUUUUACUGUUGAUCAUAUAUAAAGUCAGGUGAUACUGCAACUCUAUGUUUAAACUUUAUUUCUGACAAUGUCAUGUAAGAAAGGAUACAUCAUAUGCUAGUUUUAUAAUUUAUUUUUAAUUCAUAGUUUAAAGUUCUUCAAAUCAUAAGAAUAAGAUACUUGAAAAGGUUAUAUUUCUGCCCUCUGUAAGCACCUUUUUAUUAAUAAAGAAUGUAAAUAUUUCAGAUGUGAUUCAGUAAUUUAAGGAUUAUUGCUUUGACCUAUUAUUAAAUUGAGCAUUCUCUGCUCUACUGAACUGAAAUGCCCAAUUAUUGCCCAAAACUUCAGUCUGAAUGGGAAAGCUCAUGGACAGUGUCAACACAGGUGAGAACUAGAUUGGGGGGAAUAAGGAUUGUCCUGUCUUUGAAUCCAAAAGUUUAAAUUAGUACGUGUAUCCAAGCACUUCAUCUCCUAUUACUGGGAACUCUCCAUCUGCAAGCAUUGCAAGUAUUUUCCAGAUGCUCUUAGCUGUUGUCUUGUGCUGUGGAAAAAUGGAAGAAACCAUCUGCACAGACUGUAGGAGAAUUCAGCACAUAAUUUCUUAAU